GUUGUGCCUGGCGGCUGUUGAGUCAAACCAGGGAGGAGAGUACCCCCAAAAUGCUCAUUUUGCUUCUUCCAGGAUUUAUUGCAGCUUUGUCAGCAUUUCUCUCCAGCCAGAUGUCUCCAGCAACUGCCCUAGAAGCUCCGAACCCUACCUCUCCAAGGCUCGAAAACAUGGGCAGCCGUUUUGAGGGAAACACCAAGUUUGCCGUCAAUGUCUUCAAAGAGCUUAGUGCAAAUGAUCCUUCCGACAACUUGCUUUAUUCUCCUGUCAGUAUAAUUUCUUCACUGCUUAUGGUCUUGUUGGGUGCCAGAAAUAACACAGAAGCUCAGAUAUUAAAGGUGCUCUCUGUAUCCAACGAUGGACAGGUUCAUCCAAGAUUUGAGAAACUUAUCGACAAAACACAUGCCAAUUACAGCCUCAAUCCACUCAACCAGCCCUUUAGAGAAACAUCAGAUGAUUUUCUUGCAGCACCAUCUGUACCCAACAAUGUAGAGGUUCACCAAAGAUUUCAGGAACUUAUUUCUCAUAUCAACAAACCAUGUGCCAAUUAUAGCCUCGGUCUAGUCAACCAGCUCUUUGGAGAAACAUCAUAUGACUUUCUAACAUCAUUUAUAGAAUCCACUGAGAAAUUCUACCAUGCAGGUCUGGAGAAACUUAACUUCAAACAAGCUUCAGAAGAUUCGAGAAGACAUAUAAAUGCCUGGGUAGAAGAAAAAACAUCAGGAAAAAUUCAGGAUCUGCUUGUCCCAGGAAUAAUUGAUUCGCUUACAAAACUGGUUUUGGUGAAUGCUAUCUAUUUCAAGGGAAACUGGGCCGAUAAGUUCGACAAAAAUCACACAGCGGAAAAGCCAUUCUGGAUUAACAAG
Messenger RNA from Pseudonaja textilis, 863 nucleotides. The record is from RefSeq and is a predicted model, not a curated record. Lineage: Eukaryota; Metazoa; Chordata; Lepidosauria; Squamata; Elapidae.